Messenger RNA from Maylandia zebra (zebra mbuna), 893 nucleotides. Its product is annotated as chymotrypsin B-like. The record is from RefSeq and is a predicted model, not a curated record. Gene Ontology annotation, biological process: proteolysis. Gene Ontology annotation, molecular function: serine-type endopeptidase activity. Lineage: Eukaryota; Metazoa; Chordata; Actinopteri; Cichliformes; Cichlidae.
AUGGCCUUCCUCUGGAUCGUCUCCUGCCUCGCCUUUGUCAGCGCUGCCUACGGCUGUGGCACCCCUGCCAUCCCUCCCCGGGUCACUGGCUAUGCCCGCAUUGUCAACGGUGAGGAGGCAGUGCCUCACUCCUGGCCCUGACAGGUGUCUCUGCAGCAAACCAACGGCUUCCACUUCUGUGGAGGAUCUCUGAUCAGCGAGCAGUGGGUGGUGACUGCUGCUCACUGUAACGUCAGGACCUACCACAAUGUGAUUGUUGGAGAGCACAAUAAGGGUUAUGGCUCCACUGAAAACAUCCAGGUGCUGAAGCCCGCCAAGGUCUUCACUCACCCCAGCUGGAACCCCCAAACCAUCAACAAUGAUAUCACCCUGAUCAAGCUGGCCAGCCCUGCUCGCCUGGGCACCAACGUGUCUCCCGUCUGCCUUGCCGACACUACCGACAGCUUCGCUGCUGGCAUGAAAUGCGUCACUACCGGCUGGGAUCUGACUCGUUACAACACUCCCAGUACUCCCAAUAACCUACAGCAGGCCGCCCUGCCUCUGCUGUCCAACGCGGAGUGCAAGAAACACUGGGGCAGCAACAUCUCUGACGUCAUGAUCCGUGCCGGUGGAGCUGGUGCCACUUCCUGCAUGGGUGACUCUGGCGGACCUCUGGUCUGUCAAAAGGACAACGUGUGGACUCUGGUUGGUAUCGUAUCUUGGGGAAGCAGCCGCUGCUCCACCUCCACUCCUGCUGUCUACGCCCGAGUCACCCAGCUCCGUGGGUGGGUCGACCAGAUCCUGGCUUCCAACUAAAAGCUAAACAGCUAAACCUCCUCCACCAGGGACACCCACAAACCCCAUAAGACCCCAGAAGUGUGACAUCAGAGUGUGGACCCAGGUCAUCGAUGAUA